This is a messenger RNA of Pecten maximus, 14584 nucleotides long. RefSeq names its product Down syndrome cell adhesion molecule homolog. Gene Ontology annotation, biological process: axon guidance; cell-cell adhesion. Bases 1 to 6399 code for a protein of 2132 amino acids. The record is from RefSeq and is a predicted model, not a curated record. NCBI's taxonomy places the organism in Eukaryota, Metazoa, Mollusca, Bivalvia, Pectinida, Pectinidae. Gene Ontology annotation, molecular function: protein binding. The transcript has 39 exons. Gene Ontology annotation, cellular component: axon; plasma membrane.
AUGAACACAGAUCAAAGCCGGCGAUCGACCGAAUCCCCGUUAGAUAAUUUGAGGGGCCCUAUAUUCAUUUCCGAACCGCCAAGUUCAUUGACAUUCGGAAACACAAAAGGGUCCGCCGUCCCAUGUACAGCGUUUGGUCGCCCUGCCCCUACACUGGACUGGAUCAGAGAAGAUGGCGCUGCGGUCGAAGACAUUCCGGAUAUCCUCGAAAUUCUUCCAAACAACACCCUGUAUUUUUAUCCAUUUGAUUCCAACGAUUUCCUCCCUGAAGUCCAUACGCAUACGUACAGGUGUGUCGCUUCAAAUGACGCAGGGAUCAUCAUCAGCCGAGAUAUGGAUGUUAAAGCAGUGUUGGUGGAUGAAUACACGACUUACCAUCUGACGUCUAACGAAGUUUGGGCGAUGCGUGGAAGCACCGCCGUAUUCCGCUGUAGUAUAAACCCUUACUUUGUCAAGGACUACGUCAAGGUGGUCGGCUGGGUCCAGGGCACUAAUCCUAUAGUGGAAGAUGAGAGGAUAAGUCUUUUGUAUGACGGCGAGCUACACAUCCGGGACAUCAGAGACGCGGACCAGUUCACGACCUACCGGUGUGUGGCAAGGAAUACGCUAACAGGGGAAGAGAAAUCGAGUUCUUACGCCUACCUUACUGUUCACGAUCCUCCUGUAGGCUGGAUGGCCCCUACCAUGGACGAUGUAUCACGGACUGUCAAGGUCAAGGAAGGUGAAGCUGUUGAAAUCCCGUGCGUUGCCAGUAGCAACCCAUUACCUAAAUACAGGUGGCAUAUGAACUCUCCCACAACAAGUAUUGUCAUUGACAACACCCAUUUCGUCCAAAAAGGCGGGAAUUUGGUGGUGAAGACUGCGACAGUGAGGGAUAGUGGACACUUCAUAUGCAAUGCUUCAAAUGAACACGGGUCCGCCACAGCUGUCACGGAACUAAUCGUCACAUCUCCCUUGAUUACAUACAUUGACCCUCCGACACAGGUGAUUGACUCCGGACAGUCGGCCGUCUUCAACUGUACCGUGUCCGGGUUCCCAAUAACCUCUAUCACAUGGUAUAAGAACGGAGAACUAUUGGUUGCUGACGACAGGAUAUCCAUCCAAUCGGAUACGGUUUUGGAGAUAGUAGAUAUCAGUCGACAGGACCAGGGAAUGUAUCAGUGUAUAGUGACCAAUGACGAAGCUAGCUCCCAAGGGACGGCACAACUCCUUCUUGGGUCUGCUCAUCCUUCGUUCAUUGACACCUUCGUCGACCAAUUUGUCCUGAACGGUCAGAGAACAUCAUUACGGUGUACAGCGGCAGGUAAUCCUACACCAAAGGUAACGUGGACCUUAGACGGCACCGAGAUACCUCACGACUCCAACGUACACGUGGGCAGUUCUGUGAACUCUCUCGGGACAGUGGUCAGUUAUGUGAACAUUAGCAGUGUCCAGAUUCACUUUGGGGGUGAAUAUACCUGUACGGCCAGUAAUGAAGUUGGAGUGAUAUCAUACACUGGAAGAAUCAAUGUCUAUGGUAUUCCUUACGUCCGAAAGAUGAAUAACUUGACCGCCACGGCUGGAGAGCCACUGUCCAUCAGGUGCUACGUGGCCGGAUACCCUGUGAAGUCAAUCAAGUGGUCUAAAGGUGGAUUCGUCCUGCCACGGAAUCAUCUACAGGAUGUGGUAAACGGAACACUGUUAAUCAAAAAGGUUCAGAAAUACCAGGAUAUUGGCAAAUAUACAUGUACUGCAAAGAACGGGGACGGACAGGGCAACGGGAGCAGUCUGUAUAUCACUGUACUUGAGCCACCGAAGAUUGACCCGUUUAAUUUCCCACGUAAGAAGCAGGGUGACCGCGUGGUUGUGUCAUGUGUGGUCAGCAGUGGUGACCAGCCCCUACAGAUUAAGUGGACAAAGGACGGCGAGGAGAUUCCGCCGGACAUGGGGAUCACCAUCACGACGGUCGGUAGUUAUAGCAGCAUGUUGUCGAUUGGUGACGUCACUCCCAAACAUAACGGUAACUAUACCUGCCAGGCCCAGAACGAUGCGGCGGGAACUAACUUCACCGCUCCUCUACACGUGGAUGUACCCCCACGCUGGAUUAUUGAGCCCGAGGAUUCUUUUGUAAUCCUGAAAGGAACAGUGUCCUUAGACUGUCUGACGGCCGGAACACCAAGUCCCUAUAUAAUGUGGAUGAAAGCCGCAGGUACGAAACCCGGAAACUAUAUUGCGUUAGAAUACCUUAAGGACGACGCCGAAAACGCUACCGACAGGAUGCAGUUGCUUAGCAACGGGACACUGAUUAUCCGGGAAUCUGAGGAAUCUGACCAUGGGUACUACCUUUGUCACGCAGACAACAGAGUUGGUGUCGGACUCAGCAAAGUCAUAUUUCUCACCGUUCACAUUCCCGCCCGGUUCGAUACCCAUAUGAAAAACUACACGGUUCGGCGUGAUCAUAACAUCACAAUGGAUUGCCAGGCUAUAGGUGACAAGCCUUUGGCUGUUACAUGGAGCUUCAAUGGCCAACAGCUCAGUACACUACCAAACCCAAGACGAGAUAUGAAGACUGUCAGUACGACGCGUGGUAAGCUGUCCACCCUCGCCCUUCAUCCUGCUGUGAGGGAGGACACCGGAUUCUACGUCUGCUUUGCUAAAAAUAAAUUCGGAAACGGCGUCCAGUCGAUGCGGCUCACUGUCUUAGAACCCCCUGAGCCGCCAGCUAACCUGACACUUGUUACGAAGUCGAGCCGGAACCUCACCGUUUCCUGGUCACAGCCCUAUAAUGGCAACACGCCCCUUCUUUUCUACAGUAUCGAAUACAUCAACUCCUCAGGUGUAUGGCAGGGAGUCCUCCCAAACGUCACGGUUCACGCCAAGUUAUUGAAAGCAAUCAUCACUGACCUUCACCCCGCCUACGUCUAUUACGUCAGAGUCAGGGCCAACAACUCCGUCGGGUUUGGCCAGCCAAGUGAGCAGAUAUCUGUUUCUAUGGACGAGGAACCACCCUCUGGACCACCCCAGAAAAUACAGAUCAAGGCAAUCGGCUCAGAGGCUCUAAAGAUCUCAUGGAUGCCUCCCAACUUGUCCGAGAGGAAUGGAGUAAUCAAAGGGUACUACAUAGGCUAUAAGGAGACGAGCAGUCCGUCUCGUUUUAUCUAUAUCACAAAGGCCGUGGAGGGGGAGUUCGAACCUGUACUCGAUAUCCACAACCUUGAGAAGUUCACGGAGUAUACUGUUCACAUCAAAGCUUACAACGACCUGGGACAGGGACCCAAAUCUGUAGACUACAGUGUCUUCACGCUCGAGGAUGUUCCAAGUCAGCCUCCGCAAGGUGUCCAGGCAAAUUCCAUCAACUCGCAGUCUAUCAAGGUGAUCUGGUCUCCACCUCCACUGUUUACACUGCAUGGGAUCUUGCAAGGAUACCGUAUCCUGUAUAAACCAGUCAGGAAAGAUGAAGAUGAAAGUGACGCUAAUAUCCAGACGUCUUCUAAGCUAGAGGUAACAAUCAGUAAUCUCCAGAAGUAUACUAACUACAGUCUGCAGGUGCUUGCAUUCACGAGGAAGGGUGAGGGUGUCAGGAGUGAACCUAUCUACGUCAGAACCCAGGAGGAUGUACCGGAGAAACCAGCGAACAUAAAAGUUCUACCUGUCAAUUCUAGUUCCGUUUUGGUUGCCUGGAAACCCCCUCUGUAUAGCAACGGUAUACUUACUAAGUAUACAUUGUAUGUAAGAAAUGGAUCCGACGCGUCACAGGAGGUAGCACUUGAUGUAUCUCCCAGUCUGACCACGUAUAUGAUGGCGGACCUUCCUGUUAACAUGGACGUGUUCCUGUUAGUAUCGGCCACCACUCGGAUCGGCGAAGGGGAGAGAACUCAUGUCGCACAAGCCUCACCACUAGAGAAAGUUGCGGCCAGGAUCGCUAGUUUCUCGGACGUGUUGACGAUACCAUGGCAACAUCCAGUGACCUUACCUUGCAUGGUAGUCGGUGACCCUCCUCCGACAGUUAAGUGGAUGAUGAGAGGCGGUGAAGUUGUUGUUAAUGACCGGAUCCAGGUACUGCAGAACGGUUCUCUACAUAUCAACUCUGUGGUGGGCGGAGAUGCUGCCAAUUACACUUGCAAAGCCGAGAAUGUCUUUGGUUCUGAUUCUAUCGUGUUUGCCAUCAGUGUUCAAGUGAGCGAAAAGCUUGGAACACCUCCCAAACCCCCGAAGCUGUUUAUUGCGGCCACGACGUCAUCAACGAUACAGGUCAAUUGGAGGUCAAGCAGUAACGGCGGAAGUCCUAUACAAGGAUUUGAGCUGUUCUAUAAGAAAGAGUUCGAGUCAUGGCGGAAGAUGAGACUGGGAGCCUCGAACAGGACGUACACUGCCUCGGCCCUGUUGUGUGGUACUGUCUACAGGUUUUACAUUUCCGCCUACAACAGACUUGGUACCAGUGUCAACAGCGCGCAGAUGACAGUCAAAACAAACGGAUCAACUCCCAUCAUGCCUCCUCAGAGCAUGCUCCUGAAAUCCAUCAACACGACCUCAGUCGACCUUGACAUGAUGUCAUGGAAAACUUCCGGUUGUCCUAUCCGGUUUUAUUCUGUAAAGUACCAGGUUUGGGGUGACGAUGAGGUGGUCGAAGUGUCCAACAGUGUCAAUAGGAAUACGUCGAGUUUCACAGUGCAGGAUCUACAUCCGGCCACGUGGUACGUGAUGGUGGUUACAGCUCAUAGUGACGCAGGCUCUACAGAAAGUCACCUGAAAUUCGCUACUCUCACCUAUCAUGGAAGCACAAUUAUGCCAAUAUAUGUUGCGCGAAAAAUGGAGACACGCUUUUAUGAGAAGGCACACAUAAUUAUCCCCCUUUGUGCGGGGAUAGUGGCGCUGUGUGUAAUGACCGUUGGGAUACUCCUUUACUGCCGUAGGAGGAGGGAAAUGCAUCAUAUUAAAGAAAACGCGUCCAACCUGCGAAGAGACAUCACAGCUGAGACGUCAUUGAUGAAUGACCUUGACAAGCGCUUAAACCUUGACCUUGACAGUAGCAGCGGAAACUCAGAGGCGUUCGGCAAGAGAAACGUUAACCUUCUGAUAUCUCUGAACUCUGACGACAACCUCACUGGUAACAGUCACGCGUGGUUUGGUCUCCAUGACAACAGUAAAACCAAUAGCGACAACGGAUCUUUUGAUAGAUCUGACGAGGAUGGUAACAUCAACCCAUACGCUACAUUCAACCAACUGAAGCAGGUAUUGGUGGAGAAGAAUGAUACAGGUAGAAAUGAUGACAUGAUGUUACCAGAGUUUGACGAUAUCAGUCUGGAGAAGGCACAAGCACAGAAAUGUAUGUCAACUCCAUCAGAACCGUAUGUGCCAUUUUUCCACAAAGCCGAGCACGAGACGAGGGACCCAAAUCCGCCCCUAGUGCCGAUGAGAGAUCAAAGCGCUAAACAGGCAGGCUACGACAACCAAGGGCUGAUACUGAGUCCCCGGAAGUAUGCCAGCGCCGAACAGAUUCACGCGCUGUUCACACAAUGUCCACCUAGACCCCAUAGUACUUACGGCAAAUCAAAAUCAGGAUCACAUGGAAGUUCUGAUGAGAAAGGAAGUCAAAGACAUAGCGUUAUUUCGAGUGUGACGACAGUUUCAUCCAGCCGAGAUGAAUUACUGGAAGCUCUGGAGAAUGCACGGAAGAACCCGCCACCUCCCGUGGUGUACGAGUCUCCACAGGACUCCAGUUCCGGUCCAACAGAUAGCUCAGUAGCCACGGAGCCGGGUAUCGUACAAUUCACCCAGUCACCUCCCAAACCUAAUGAACAGAGGCAGGCAGCAUGCGAAGUCCCGGGCUACGAGUGUGCCCAAGGCAAACCGAAACGUUCCAUGAAGAAGGAAGCUGAAAGUGACACGACAGAUCGUGAAACUACAGACGCUCCACGUGAGACAUUCCACCCGCGCAGGACGCGUGGUCGUCACCGUGGUAAACAGCGGGGGACAAUCGCCAAGCGCCAAAUCAUUCCAGCAUUCGUACCAAGAACUCAUAGUAGGACGAGUACCACUAGUAGUGAGGAAGUCACGUAUACGUUUGGUGGGCGGGAUUCCCCACACUCCACUAGUCCGCUAGAUGGCGCCUAUCAAUCAUAUCGGAAGGCAGCUGAGAAGAAGAAAGGUGUGAGGGCAGUGGGUCGGAGCACCCCGCACGUGCGAACAAGGUAUGACACAACAUUAGCCACGCCUGGCACGGACGAACACCGCCCACUUGUCAUGUCGCUCGCCGGUCAGUCAAUGACCAGUCCGGCGGAGGAGGAUGAAGAUGCCGUCAGUCUUUUGGACAGGUACUACCGACCGGUUCCCGAUGAUGACGAGAUUGCCGACAGCAGUUCUGCUCAAAGAAAGAAAAAGGGCGAUAAAGGCUACACCGAUGAUUUUACUAUAGUAUAACAGGAUUUCAAAGGUUACACAGCUGACGUCACAACGGUACAAGUUGAAAGGAGAAAUGCUACACGGAGUGUCAGAGCUCAGGAUAUUGGUCACGCUCCGAAGUCUAACGUACUUUCUACACUUUCCUGUCGUUUGUCAAUUACGGACUAGGAGAAAUGGUACCGUACGGAAAACACUUUAUAUUCAUUUCAAUAAGUGCAAAAAAUGCCAUUUGACAAUAUAAAGAGUUGACCUAUUGCAUAUUAUAUGAGUGUUGAACAUAUGGCUGAUUCGUGCUGGCUCACUUCGGGAUGCUCAUGUUGGAGUCAAUAAAACAAUACGUCUGAAGUUAUCUGCCCUUCGCGAGCGUGACCUUGGAAUGGUGAGGUCACUUAUGUAAUCGACAUCAUUGCUUUUACAUUCCGGGAUCAUAAAAGUGCAAUAGAAAACAUUGUUGAUUAAAUUAAUCCUUGUUGUGAUUUUGAUAUUUGAAUACAUUGAUUUAGCAGCUAGUUGAUAACAUGACCGAUACAAGUGGCUGUUGUCAAUGUUGAUUCAUGCUUUCACCCUUUGCUUUCGGGCCAUUUUCAUCUAAUUAUAAUGUACAUGUAUUCAUAAGUCAUGAAAUUGACAUACCUGUAAUUGAUCAUAAUUGCUUUAGCGGCCAUGUGAACAUUUAGUGUUGCGCAUUCCGCAAUAUGCGCAAGUCUUUUAAGGACAAACAUGACCGAUCUAUUCAAAUGAGCCAGAUAAUUGAAAACUAAUACGAAAAGAAGGCUCAGAAUCUGAGGUAUGCGUAUCUACAUGUGUUGCGUUACGUCAUCAGAUGAUAUUUACUUGUGGCUUGUCAUAACGAACAUUAUUUGACAAGUAAAUAAAAUAAGAAACCCAAAUAUAUGUCACUUGAAAGACAUGUAAAGAAUCCGAGGCGUUGCUACGGUGAUUACUUUUGGAAUCGAAGUUGAUAUAUCUUCAACAGACAUAAGAAUUAAGAAUUAUUUUCUCAUUCCUGUAAGGAUUUCCAGAGUCAUCUUAAUUUAUUGACGUUGCAUGUCUAGGCACUUUAUUUGAUCAAAGAUGUUGGUUAUGAUUCUGUUUCCAAAUGGUAAAGAACAUGUUAGUGAAAACUUGAAAAAAGGGUGUGAAGGAAAUCAUUAUUUAGUGUAUACAAUGUUCUACUUUAAAUUGUGAUACCAUGUAAUGUCGUUAGGAAAUCCAAAAGUGCCGUUCGGAGGGCACAUAUUAACGUUCAGAAGUCACACUAUAUUGUCGUUCGGAAAUAAGAUAUUUAAAAUGUACGUUAAUCUGUAUCGCGAUGUUGUGUCUGGAUAUUCGAAUAGCUUAUUACGUUCCAUUUUUUUCCUCACGCGAUAUUAGGGACAUUAAGUGCAAUAUUAUAUAUAAUAUACGUGUAAUAUUCAACUGCUUCAUUUACUUCUCGAAAAGAACAAUGCUAUUUAUAUACCGAGCAGUUAUUCAUACAAACUGAAAUAUAAUGUUGGCCUUCAUGUUGGUACAUUUAUAAACUUUUAUUUAUUUUACAAAAAUGAAGUAUUUAUGUUAAAUAUUUUUUAGCAAACCUAGUCAGUCCUUCCACUGCCAGUAUUAUCCCGCCAUGUAUAAUUGGAUAAACCAUAUUUGAGUGUUGUUGACUAUCCAAAUAAAACGACGGCUUCUUACUAGAUCAAUAUAGAAUCAAUGAUAAUCAUUUCGAGAAAAAAUACCAAUAUUCUUUAUCAUCGUAUCACCGUUAAUGAUAAUUUUUUCCUUGGAAGGUAAUGGAAGUUUUUAUUCAUUUUUUUAUCUUUGUAUGUAUCUACACAUGCUCAAUGCUACAGUGCUCUUGUCACACGCUUCCUGUUACAGUCCCCUUCCGUAACUCAAGUUAUCUCACUUUAUCUGCUAAAAACAUUAUGAUAUUCCUUGAUAUAUUUAAGGUUUGCACGUUUGGUGAGCAAAACAGUGUAUUAAAGCGUUUUUGUGAAUCAGUUGUUAUAAGGUUCUGCCUAUGAAUCGGCAACAUGUAAUUGUAUGCAGCGAUGUUGUAAAAUAAUAUGAGUAUUAGAAAUGGCAUCAUGCGAGAUUUCAAUGAAAUAUUUUAAUUAUUUGCAAAGCGAAUUAUGCUAUUCUGCAUACACUUAACAUCUUGUAAUUGAUGUGUUAUGCCCUAAAUACAUUUACGAAUGUUAAAUAUUGUAUUUGGCAUUAUGAACGAUAUAUUUCAAAGAAAUAUUGCAAAGAGUCAUACUUUAUUUGUUAAUUAAUUUUAGAUAGUUGUAUAGAUAAUAUAGUUCGUUUUGCCUGUUAGUAAGCUUUUCCCUGUUAGUAAUUGUCACUUAUAGUAUUGCUGACAUUAUUUAAGGAUAUGUAUAUAUAUAGUAGAUUGUGAGUGCGUAUGUACAAUAUUUGCAUUAUUUAUCAUGUAUAUACAAAAAUAUCAAAUGUUCUGCAAAUUAUUAAUACUUUAUAGCAUUGUCCUUACUUAUCAGCAUUAUUUCUUGCUGGGUUUGUAUAUAGUUUUAUUCGUGCUAAUUGGACGUCUGCACCAAUUAUUUUACAGAAGACUGAUCAAACAAUUAUCGGUAAAACCAGCAUUGAUUGCUAGCAUUUUUAUAUGUUAAGGACAACAUAACUGGUAAUCGAAUGGUCAAAAAAUACACACAAGAUUGUUCAAGUUGCAACAAACAUAUGACGAGGUUUUAAGACGCAAUGUCCAUAUUAGAAAAUCGUUUUAUUCUACUAAAUUUGUAUAUUAUAUCAUUGUUUACUUGUGAAAUUUCUGCAAAACAACCAUUACGUUGAAAUCGAUGAAAUAUCUUUAAAACGCUUCAACACUCAACAGGCAAGUAUAGUUUUAGCAGCUUGCAAUAAUUAUAUUUCCCACUAAAAUAUAUUCUUUUUUAAUUGUAAGGUCAGGUGUUUAUUUUUCCCCCUAUAACUCUAUAACAUAUAAUGCAUAUUCAAGUUAACCUUUAUAUAGUAGUUUAAAUGAAACUACUUUAGUAGAAAUCCACUCGAUGGAUUCUUUUUCUCUUAUACCUUUUUUGCGCCGCUGUGUCAGUCAAUCAAAAGAUUUCUUUUACGUUAUGGACUGCAAACACAAUUUAGUAAGCCAAUGAAAAUGCUUGUUACAAGCAAGAUAGAUAAUAUUAAACUAAGUAAAUAUUGUUGUUUCUUAAAGAUACAUAUCAAAACGUUUAAUCUAUUUGUAAAGUGCUUAUAGACGUCGCUAUGUCAAAUGCACACCUUGUUUAAAACAAUCAUGUGUAUUUAAGCUCGUCCUCCGUCAUUAAGUUAAUAAGUUGUCAUGUCUUACCGGCUAGCAAUGGUCAGAUUUGAUGCCUGGAGCAUAAUUUCCUGAACUUCGAACAGCCCCAUACAUACAUGCUCGUGUACUUUCUAUCGGUUCCUUCAACUUGUACAGGAUAGGUAAAGUCCAAAAUGUUCCGUAUAUUGUAACGCUAUUCAAUGUGAAUUUCCAAGAUGGCGACCUUUCUAAAAAAAAAUACGCUUCAAUUAAAACAAAAAUUAUACGAACUAACUACUCGCUGAUAUAUUUAUAUGUUUACAUUUGCUUUGAAAAAAAAAACCCACUUUGAAAUGCAAAAUGAAUGCAGCAUUACAGCCCCACCAUUUUGGAUCUAAGCGGUUAUAUUCAGAAAACGGAGCACCCAAAUCGGACACAGGAGUCAUGCCAGUACAAUUGGUCCGAACUCGAUAAAGAAUACACAUUAAAAAUUGAUAUUCUAAAUCAAAACAAGAUGAUAAAGAAAAAAAGAUGUGAUCCUCGACCGAAGGGCGUUAUUCGAAAAAGAACGGGCUGAUCUUUUGUAUGCAUUUGUCUGUUUACUGAAGGAAAUAUUUUAUCUAAAAGACAUGUACUCUCUAUCACGUUAAUUGUACAUAAAAACCAUAUGCGUCUGUGCAACGUUGAAUCUACUAAUCUAAUAUAUAAUUCAGAGAAAAGGGGAUUUAUAAUUUAACGUUAUAUUAUUCAAAGUAGAAUAUGUUGGUGUUUGUACAAAGAAACAAAUAACUGCUAUUGUUAUCUUGCCUAUAGUUUCCAAUACAUUCCAAUUUUACAAAAAAAUUACACUUGAAAAUAUGUUGGAUGGAAAAAGCAAUCGUAAUGUAUGCAUCAUUGUUUACACGUGACAGCGAUUUAUAUAUAUUUCCAUAAUAGCGUUAUUUACUUCAAACAUUCCAAAAAUCAGCAAAAUAUGUGCGAUUCAAAAUUCCUUGGAUAACAUUAAAGGUUUUAAUCCAAUUCGGAUACAUGUCAUAUGGGAUAAGGUAUUAUUAGAUUGCACAUAUUUUGAUGAAAAAAAAGUUACACCUUAGAUAAUGUGGCUUGUGAUUCGGCGAUAAAGCCAUCAAUUAUUUGCGCCAUCGCCAAAUUUCAAUUAUCUCCCCUUAAUUUCAACUAUACUCGACAAUCAAUAAUUCAUAAUUUAAAAAUCAAUAUAUCCAAAAAAAAUUCAUACUGAAAUAUUAUUGUUUUAUUUAUUUAGAUUUUGAUUUGGAACGAAUGCAGUUAAAAACGAUUACUGUAGGUAAUUUAAAAAAAACCUGAUUGACAACUGGCAGCGGUUUUAAAGGGCGUUAAAACAGCUCUCGAUAUUAUUUGUGAGGUUUUUAUCUUUAUAUAACAUGAUCAUUUUUGGAUGACUUAAUUCAGCUUUAAUUCAAAAGAAACCGAAAUUAAAAUUGUUGAAAUUUCCAUAGUCAGGUAGGUUGCCUUGUAUCUUCUCGCCUUCGGUUGGGGUAUUGAACCCCGACUGUCUUUUUUGAAAACCGAGUGUUCUAUUCACUGCGCCUCCUGACCACGCAAUAAAACAUUUUAGUGUCACUGUGUUUUAAUUUAAUGAGCACAUGCAAUAUGUAGAAAAUACACGUCCAAGUAUGAAAUAUGCAGCUAAUAAUGCAACAUUAAUAUAUUAACACUUGUUCAAUGAUUUCGUCAUAUUAUUUUUAAUCUAAGGGAGAUCAAAGACAAUUAUUAAACAAUUCACUACAUUUGUAUAUUGAUCACGUAUACUUUGGUGAGCAAUAUAUUUGCAUUUUAUGUUCGUUAUAUCGACGUUUUUUAAUGUCACCAGAACACUUUAAUAGUGGAAUGUGAGAAACAUACCGAAUUAUUAGAAGAAGAAAAAUUGAGUAAUCGAUGUUUGAAUAUUCGCGAAUAUUUCGAAUAAAUCAAUUCUUAAGUCUUUUGAUUGUGAUAUAACUAAGGUGAAUACAUCUCGAUAUCGUGAUUAUUUGUUUUUUUGUAAUAUGAAUUUACACCUUUUACACAGAAUUCUUGGAGGAAAAAAUAUCAAGUAAUCGAUAUUUAAAUAUUCUCGAAAAUGCAAAAAAAAAGCAAUGUUUAAGUCUAUUGAUAUCGUUAUAACUAAGGUGAAUACAUCUCGAUAUUUCGAUUUUUUGUUGUUUGUAAUAUGGGAGAAUUUACACCUUUUACACACUUGAUUUUUGGCGGAAUGUUAUCACUUAUAUACUGCCUUAACUGUGAUCAACUACACCACCCAAGAAUCAUAUGCAAUGUUUUGAUCGUGAGUUAAGAAAUACAUUCAUCUUUUUCAAUAGCGGCCUCUUUUUCAUGAUUCAUGAAUCAUCUUUGUCAACAUGUGACAUCGUCAAUCAUUUAUUCUCUGCAAACAUUUUACAUUUUACAAAUCAUGGCUGUUCUUAAUUUCAUGGUAAAUGUAUCAUUGUUUAUAUGUAAUUUGAAACCUUUCCAAUAAAUAAUAGAUUCGGCCAUAAUAUCAUAUCAUUAGAAAUUGGCAUUAUCUCUCAUCAAUCAAUUCAUACUGGACGAUAUAAUCAUAUAAUGUUUCAUUCGAUCUAAGAUUUUACAAUGUGUCACUGGAUUUGAAAUCUUAUAUUAUCUCAUUGGAAAUGAUAUGCUUCUUUCAGAUGCUUAAUGUCAGGUCUUUAAUUCUCAAGCUCUAUUCGUUUGGUCACACGACAUCAAUCAUUAUCAAUGAAAGUAACUGGUAACAAUAGCAUGCACGUAACAUUUACACGAAAAUCUCCCUUAAAUAUAUGACUUUGAAAUGGAAAUGAAAUAAACAAAAAUAAAACUGUCCUUUCUUCGUUUACUUUGAUUGACAUUUUAAAAAAUCUCUGAGCUAAGUACAAAUGCAUUGUGUCAGAUUAGAACGCGAGGCGUAAUGUGAAAUGUAUGGCAAUGCAUAAGAGAUAGAACACGUACAACCCACCGCCUGCAACAUAACAAUCAAAUAUCUUUCAGAUUUCUUAAAAUAAACAUUUGCAUUUAUAAACCUAUAUUCAUGAACAUGCUCUUUUGAAAACACACUAUUGCGUUGAAUAGUACUCACGGGCGUGUUCCAAUCUGAAAACAAAAUGAUAACGUGUGUCAUUGAAACACGACAUCUAUAUAAUAUGAUCAAUGUUUCAUUAAAUCAUUAAUGAAAUGGGUUUGUGCAAUAUUUUUUUUUUUUUUUAAUUAUUAUAUGUUGCUUUUAAUAUCAAUAUUUCUGAUAAGUACUCAUUCUUUCAAUACGUCUUUUAUACCACUACCUUGUAUUAAAACUUCUCAGAUAAGUUAGUAAAAAUAUUUCUCAAUGAUACUGGCUAAGCAAUCUGUAUGAUAUUUCUUUUAUGUUUAUAUUGCAUAAAUGAGGUUUUCCCAUACUGUCUCAUACUGAUAAAUUAAAUAUUUUAUAUAUAACUUCAUUGAAUAACACUUAUUUUAUCUUAUUGUUAGGUCAUUGUUAUAUACAUUACGACACAAAAAUUGUAUACUGUAACAUGGCGAUGUGUUUUUAAUUAUAUAUGUAUUACUUAUGUGAAUAUGUAUAUGGAAAGAAUGAUCAGUAUCGGAAUACUACAUUUUAAACAUGUGUUCCGAUAUUGAAUGUUAAAUCUAUAACGAGGAUCCUCCCAACCCAUUGUAUCACUAUCCUCUCGAUAGAUAAUGGAGGCGGGUGUCGUAUUUACUUAAAUGCUUAGAUAUUGGUUAUUUGUUUUUACAGACGUUGGUUGUGAUUGGUCUAUUUAAUUUAUACAGAUUUAGACUGUUGAUGUCGUACUCUAGAGUGUCAUGCCAAAAUGUCCAGCGGUUGAUUUUGUCUAAACACAUACUGUAUGUGCUUGUUUAAUGAAACCUUUAUCAAAUAUCAUAAACAGUUGUUUUUUUCAAAAUGUUUUAUUGCGAAUUUAUUAUGAUGACUUUCUUUACAAAAAUAUAAAUUGAAAUGUGAUCGGAAAUGAAUGUACGGUGGGUUGUUUCCCUUUGGAAUAAUGUCAGUCGUAUAAUGCGUGACUGGCAAAAUUAACAUAAAUGCAAAUUAAAAUAUUUUUGAUGUCUUAUAAAAUGAAAAAUUUGGAAAAAAACUUUGUAAAGAAAAUAGAUCUAAAUGUAGAAAUUUAUAUUCACUGAAAGUUUUUGCGCGCUAAGAAAAUCGUGUAUGAGAAGGUUCUGGAUGAUGAAAGAUUGAUGUAUGAUACUGCAAUCUUGAAUAACAAUAAUCUUAUUAUUUAAACUUAUUAUCAUGUUAAUUAUGAUGUUUUACCUGCCCAUUGAGUGUCUCAAGAAGUUUAUUUUUUGUUUCAAGUAAUUAUUGAAACUAUGCUUUACAUCUAUUUGCCACUGUUAUUUUUUUGAGGAACUGUUGAAUUCAUUAAUCGGUCACGCAGUCAAUUGUCGAUUCAGAGACCAACCAGACAAACGCAGUGACGUCAUAAUUUCGGACUGAUUUUAAUUGUUGAUUAGUACAAUUAUCUUUCAUCAUACAGAUUCAGUGUAUUGUUUUACUACAAAUGUCUGCUGUUUCGCACAGGUACCAAGUACACUGCUUCUAUGUAAACGUUAGGAUUACUACAAUAAUUUUUUUAUAGUAAAUUUACAGUAAAGCUCAAUAUGUUUUGAUUAAAUUUUUGUUUGGCGGAAUUGUAAUUUAGCUAAAAGCAUGUACCUUAUGCUACCAAUGGUAUGUUUACUUACAUGCAAAUUAGAGUUACGUCCCUUUAACUAAAUGUCUAGGCUGUCGUUGGGUAAACGGAAACAUAACAACGUUUUAGAUAAAGGGCGAUAACUCUAGUAUGCUUUAUAACCUGAUUGCAUACUUCAUGUCCCAUCAUAUCUCUCUCAUUACAUCCAUGUCAGAGGUUACGUCUGCAGUCAGAAAGGAGACAGGUAUACCGAGACAUAAAAUGGCUAUGAAAUAAAAUAUAAAAAAUC